Messenger RNA from Dendronephthya gigantea, 1449 nucleotides. Its product is annotated as heme oxygenase-like. Bases 305 to 1051 code for a protein of 248 amino acids. The record is from RefSeq and is a predicted model, not a curated record. Lineage: Eukaryota; Metazoa; Cnidaria; Anthozoa; Malacalcyonacea; Nephtheidae. Gene Ontology annotation, molecular function: heme oxygenase (decyclizing) activity. The transcript has 10 exons. Gene Ontology annotation, biological process: heme oxidation.
AAAAACAAUCCGUCUUCGAAAAAAUAUUGCUCCUCCACCCUGUGUGCAUCCCACUGAUUACACUGACGAAGUUUCGUAUAUUUGUACCUACUAAGAGCCUGCGAUCCUUGAAGAAACCAAAAAAUUCGAGCCACUAAGUUAAUAUAAAUGGUCUGAACAAGUGAAUUUAUGUAAUCGAAGUUUUAUUUUUGGUAGUUAAAAAAUGUUUGUGCAUUAAUGCACUUUACUAUAAACGAAACAGAAAUGUUUUCGAUGCAUGCACACUUACGUUUUUGCUCUACUUUCUGAUACUUUUUGAUACUUUAUGCAAUUUGGAAAUAUGGUAGAUUUGUGCCAUGAACUUCAUACAAGAACGAAGGUCGAUCAUGAACGUAGCGACAAAUUGAUAAAUUUAAAGCUCCUUGUUGUUGCAACUGAUCAAGCAUUAUGGAGCAAGACCAUUGCAAAUUUCUAUUUUAUAUUUCAAGCUCUUGAGGAAGAACUUUUUCGUCACAAAGAUCACAAACAUUUCUGGUGUCUCUAUAUUCCUGAGCUUUUGCGAUGCAAGGCAUUUGAAGAGGAUUUACAUUACUUCUUUGGGGACAAUUGGUCGUCUAUGGUUUCUCCAAGCCCAGCUACAAAAACCUUUACGCAACACAUCCACGCUGUUGGCAGAGACAAUCCGAUAUUGUUGGUAGCCUACUGUCACUCAUUUUACCUUGCAUUGAUGGCAGGUGGGCAGAUCAUAAAGAGCAUGAUAACGAAAUCUCUUGGUCUAAAAAACGGUCUUGGGACGGCCGCUUUUCAAUUUAGAACGAAGAGCGCGAGUCAGCUAAAGAAACAGUUGAAAGAUUCUAUAAACGGCCUUGGCGUUGAUGAGGAAAUGAAAAACAAACUCAUCAAAGAAAAGAUUCUUGCAUACAACAUGACCAAUGCAAUUGUUAAAGAGAUCAAGCUUGAACCUGCAUCAUUCGCUGGAAUUGUAAAAUUUCUGUUCGUGUUUCUAAUCAUACCACUGGUGAUGGCGUAUAUUAUAUACUGUCAAUACUGUGUAUAUUUUAGUAGACACUGAACUUCAUAUACAGAUUUAGGAUCAUUUAGAUAUCGGCCGGAAGCGUGUAACUUUAGUUACAACAUAACCUUCCAGUCGCAGUAAAAAAAGUAUACAAAAUUGCCAAAUAUGCAUGGCUGUAUUUUCCGCACUUUACAAUAUUUUGCAGCCAAACUUUGCAAUUUUACUAAGUUUAGUAUGCUCUUUUCGAAAAUUCCCUUUUUGUCCCAAAAUCAAAAGUUGGUCUAUUAUGCAUGCAACCUUAAACUUUGCAAAUAAAAAUCAACCACGGAGUGAAUAUAUUAUUACUUUGAACUAAACUUACAUUAAGGUUAAGGUAAAAUGUAAUCUAACUACUGCUAUUAUUGCGUAUAAUUAAAUUGAUUAACGAGUGUAAUUUUUUAAUAAAACGUGAUUUG